Molecule: messenger RNA, 4041 nt
Organism: Trichoplusia ni (cabbage looper)
Lineage: Eukaryota; Metazoa; Arthropoda; Insecta; Lepidoptera; Noctuidae
Gene: timeout
Product: protein timeless homolog
Exons: 22
Coding region: 171-3974 (1267 amino acids)
Biological process (GO): DNA repair; replication fork arrest; DNA replication checkpoint signaling
Cellular component (GO): replication fork protection complex
Molecular function (GO): DNA binding
Source: RefSeq, a predicted model, not a curated record
CGCGGGCUUUUUGGUGUCAAAUACUGUCAAUGUCACUUCAAAACAAAGUUGAAACUUGUGUGUUCAAUUCAAAUAGUUGUUUUUUUUACUUUAAAACCAACAUAGCCAUGAUUUAACAACAAUUUUGGUGAAAAGUUUAGUGUUUGUGAGUGCUGUGAGCUGUUUAAACCAUGACUUCACUUCUAUCUGCUGAACUUUCUGCUACAUGCAAUGCGUUGGGAACUUACGAUAAGAAGAAUGGCAAAUACUUAAUAGACGACUUUACUCUUAACACGGUCAAGGAUUUGAUAAGAUAUCUGAGGCGUGAUGGGGAAGAUCAUGAAAUCCGUCGGCAUUUCGGACAAACUAAAGUGUUGCAAACCGACCUACUACCCAUGUUAGUAGACCACUGGGAGAAUGCUGAAUUAUUUGAUGUUACGCUCAGAUUACUAGUAAACCUUACAAAUCCAGCAUUACUGCUGUAUCGGGAGGAAGUACCAACAGAAAGGACUGCCAGACACAACUAUCUCCAGAUAUUGAGUCAUUUACAAGCUUAUAAAGAGGAAGCAUUCACUAAAGUUGAGACAUGGAGUAUCUUUGCAAAGAAAUUAGGAAAGAUUUUAGAAAUUGAUUGGACUGAAAGGGAUGAAGAUACAGGAUUAAUAAUAGAAAGAAUAUUGAUUCUAAUAAGAAAUGUACUGCAUGUGCCCGCUGACUUAGACAAGGAGAGACGCCCGGAGAAUGAUGCUAGUGUGCAUGACCAGGUAUUAUGGGGCCUAAAUCAAUCAGGAAUCUUAGACAUAAUCCUGUACAUGUCUUCGGAAAACGAAAAGCAGUAUUUCAUGCACAUUCUUGAGAUAAUAUCUCACUUGCUGCGAGAGCAGAAUCCAAGUAGUCUAGCUGAUGCCGCAUUACAGAGGAGUGUUGACGAAAAACUCAGAGAUGAUCAAGAACUGCUGACUAUAAGAAUGUCAGAGAAUAAACAAAGGAUUCAUAAAAUUAAACAGUUUUCAGGAACAAGACAUUCUCGUUUCGGCGGCACAUACGUGGUACAAAACAUGAAGUCCUUGUCAGACAAUGAGAUGAUUUGCUUGAAACCUUUAAAUAAAAUAUCGAACUUGGAUUUUACUGGAGGCAAGAAGUCUAAGCUAGUCAAACCAAAAAAUCGAAGACCUGUGGAGAGUGGAUCAUUAGAAAGGCGAUCAGCAUUUGCUAUAAGGUUAUUUCUCAAGGAAUUCUGCAUAGAGUUUAUAAACAGCUCUUACAACCCACUUAUGCAUUACGUAAAAGACGUUCUAGUUAGAGCAAAGGCUCAGCAAAAUGAUGAGUCAUAUUAUUUAUGGGCGGUAAAGUUUUUUAUGGAAUUCAAUCGAGGCCACAAUUUUCAGGUUGGCUUAGUAAGCGAGACGAUGUCAGUCCCUAUGUUCCAUUACGUACAGCAGCAAAUGGAAAAAUACUAUGACAUGAUAAAAGUUGAAAAGAAAAAGUAUACAUCGUGGGUAAGGAGGCUACACUUAGCCUUAAGAGCUUAUAAAGAGUUGCUCAACACCCUUCUAGCAAUGGACAAAAGCUCGGAUCCGACCGUUAAGGAAUCAGCGAAAGUUUUAAAGAGCAAUAUUUUCUACGUAUUGGAAUACAGGGAAUUUAUCCUCUCUACCGUUCUAAAUUACGAUGAAAACAAAAUGCCGAGAUCGUACUUAGUGGACUUAAUGGAAACAGUUCAUUUGUUUCUGAAAAUGUUGGAACAUUUCUGUAAGAAAACUGGGCUCGUUGUACAAAAGAAAGUCAGGAAGAAGAAAUCAAAGCCUAAAAAACCAAAACCUGUCCAAAAGCCGAAGGCCGUGCCUACUGCAGCGUGGGAGGAAGUGCGGGCGCAGCUGGCGGUAGUGCUGACAUCCAACGACCACGAACACGCUCCGCCAUUCGACGCCGCCUCUGACGUGCCUAUAGACCAACAAAAAGAAAUCUGUAUGAAGAAUAUUCAAAAAUCGCUGAGGGGAUACAAAUUCGAAAAUGCUGUCGGAAUGUUUAGAGCUGCAAGAGAAGUGUGGCCUGAAGAAGGUAUAUUUGGAACUGAAGGCAUCACGGAAGAUGAGGAACUUACAAUGCUUGAGACAGUCUAUAACGCCGAUCUAGGAGUAGAAGAAUCAGAAAACACACAGGAUGUUGAGGAAACGCAAGAGAAUUCUGAAUAUGAUGAUGAAGAGGAAGAAGAAGAACGACAAAACACAGCCGUUGUAGAAACCGACUUCGAUUUCCAAGACUUCGUAAUAAGGUUCUGCAACCCACGUGUAGUAAGCGCUUGCGUGUCACUUCUAGAGCAAUUCGAAAAGAACUUACCUCACACGAACCACAGCAUCAUCAAGAUGCUGCACAGGAUAGCCUGGGACUGUAAGAGGCCCUCCAUGAUGUUCCAAGCUUCACUGUUCGUCAUAUUUCAAAGGAUACUUGACAAUCGACUGCCACAAUUCAAGGAAUUGGAAAAGUUCGCUAUAUUCAUAUUACGGAAGUUCACUGAAAUCGCUUCGAAAAACACUAAAGUAUUUAUAGAGCUUCUGUUUUGGAAAAACGCUAAGGAUUCACUGGAUAUCGAAUAUGGAUAUGACCUGUACACAGAUCAAAGAGACAAACCUGAAAGAGGAACAUGGAGUGAAGAACAAGAGGAAGAACUGAGAAGGUUGUAUAUGGAAAACCAAACAAACCCAGAAAGUGAACAAGAUGUAAUCGACUGGAUCUUGGAGAACUUGAUAGACCAGACUCGGACUAGACGCGGUGUUAUAAAGAAAUUGAAGGAGUUAGGUCUUAUUUUCCGCGCGCCUACGAAGAAAAGUCAUCGGGAGGCGGCUAAAGAGAAGGCUCCGAAAGUGUUCAGUGAAGAGGAAGACCAACUGCUUAAAGAUCUGUGGGAAGAAUUCAAGGAUGCUCCAGAUCCAAUGGGCGUAAUAAUACCUCGGAUGCCUCGCAAGCGUCAGAAGCGUAGCUACGUCGACAGAUUACUGGAGUUAGGUAUGAUUCAGGACAAAGGAGAAUGUCGCAAAAAGAGAACGAAGAAAUCUAAUGCUAAAAGCAACGGCGCAGAUGACGAUAAAUCGAACAGUUCUUCAUCGGGAUCUGACGAUUCGGAUUCCGACAAUACUCCAGCUGUUAAGAAACCAGCAAAGAAUAGCAAGAGCAGUAAACCUACUAAUAAGAAAGCAUCAAAGCCAAAGCGUGUCGAACUGACUGCUAAUGAGAUCGCUCGGCUCAUGGUGCAAGCUGUCGAUAAUGAUCUAACUGAAGCUCUGAAAUGGUUGGCUGAGAACCUAGAAGAGGUCGCUUUGGACCAAGAAGCGGAGGGUUAUGAUCCGGAGUCAGAGGGGACCCCUCUAGUGCCGAUAUCACAGGAGGCAGUCGACGCUAUGGCCAAUGAGAUGUUCAAGAAACUGCUUUUGGGAGUCGGUGUGGUGCCACCUAGUGACGAACAGGAAACAUAUUGGAGGAUCCCAAGCUCCCUACACUUCGAGACGAUUAGGAAACGACGCGAAAUAAUUAUUAAAGCAAUAAACAAAGAACUUAUUAUAGACACUAGCGAAACAACUGAAGCGAACACUGAAAUAGCGGCGAGAGCCGACGAAUCGAGCGAUGAUGAUGAUUUGUUCGACAACUUAAGGAAAAUGCGAGAAAAUAACGCCGAAAAUGUUAUCAAUAAAAGUAGUGGUACAGAACCCAAUAAUGAAAUAACACGCAAUCGGAAACGUAUCCGCAGUGAUUCGGAAUCAGAGAAUAGUGGGAGGAAAAUGCAGAAAAUUGACGAAGGUGAUGAAAACAGUGAUGAUGAUAUAUUGUCGUUUGCUAAGAAGACCUUGCAACAGGAGUUGCCGGAUUCUGAAGAUAUAAUGAUCAAUAUACCGACUAUGAACACUGAUGACAGCGACGCUGAGGACAAUGACGGAAUAGUCGUGUCAAAAGGCAAUAAGAAGAAACGCCGAAUAGUGAUCGACGAUGAUUCUGAUUGAUAAGUCUAUUGUUUUAUGUAUUUUGUAUAAUAAGUUGAUCUUAAUUAUAAACCAUGUGUAAUUUAAA